CGCCUAGAGGGGCGGGGCUUGCGCACGCAGCGCCAAUGGGAAGCUGCCGAUUUGCAUACGGCCCGACCGGCGCGGCCGGGCUCGUUUGUCGGCGGCGGCCGCCGAUCGGUGCUGGCGGAGGUGAUCAAGGCGUUCGGGGCGCCCGAAAACGCGCAGCGCAUGGAGGAGGCUCGGGACAACGCCUGCAACGACAUGGGCAAGAUGCUGCAGUUCCUGCUGCCUGUGGCCACCCAGAUCCAGCAGGACGUGAUCAAGGCCUACGGCUUCAGCAGCGAUGGCGAAGGGGUCCUGAAGUUCGCCCGCCUGAUCAAGUCCUACGAGUCGCAGGACCCGGAGAUCGCCAGCAUGUCGGGCAAGCUCAAGGCCAUGUUCCUGCCGCCCAUGACGCUGCCGCCGCACGGGGCCGGGACUGGCGGAGUUGCCGCUUCCUGAGCCCGCGGAGCAUUCCCGCUGCUCCGGCUGGUGCCUUCCUUCCCAAGGUGCAGGUCCUGUCAGCCCUGGGAAUGGAGCACUUGAACAAGAGAGAUGCUGACCUGGAGGGAACGGGAUGCUUCGUGCCCUCUCGUGUGUCCGCUCGUGAAUAAAACGUGUGUUGAAAAUG
Messenger RNA from Lepidothrix coronata (blue-crowned manakin), 601 nucleotides. RefSeq names its product chromosome unknown C12orf57 homolog (gene CUNH12orf57). Lineage: Eukaryota; Metazoa; Chordata; Aves; Passeriformes; Pipridae. The transcript is spliced from 3 exons. Gene Ontology annotation, biological process: post-embryonic development. Bases 160 to 432 code for a protein of 90 amino acids. The record is from RefSeq and is a predicted model, not a curated record.